AACUUGCCCAACGUGUUCUCUCGUUCUCUUUAUCGAAAAAGAAGAAACGCGUGAUUAUAGAAAUUAUAAAAAUUAUUUUAUUUCAUCAUUCUAUAAUCAAAAGAUAAUCAUAAAGUAUUAAAAAAUGGCAAUAAGCUUAAGGUGUCUCUUCAGAAGUAAUUUCAAAUUACUGAACAACAAUAUCCUAUCACCAGUUUCACACAAUGUCACAAGAUCAAUCUACACUCCCAGUGCAUUGGGCAUGGACGGUUACACAGACACGAGAAAAAAUACCGCCUCACGAUUUCAAUCAGUAUCAGAAACUUUUCGUGCAAAAAUGAUGGAAUUUAUAAAGGAAGAAAACAAAAGUUUAAUAUUCACCGAGGAUUUAAAGGCAAUGUUGCAUAUUGUAGAAAAUAAUGAUGAUGAUAUUAAUCUUUUAGUGAAAAUGCUAACAAAAUAUAAUGCUCAAAAUAAUGAGCUUAGAUUUGGAAAUUAUGUGUUUGGUCCCAUUGUAAUGAGAGCAUUUUAUUUCUUGGACGUGCCAGAUGUGGCUUUACAAAUGUUCAAAGACAGUACAAUGAGUGGAUUUUUUGAUCAAUUGACAUCGUACCAAAUUUUGCUUUGUCUUUUAUUUAAACAUAAUAAAUUCGUUGAAAUGAGGGAAACUUACGAUAUAAUAAGAACUAAAAAUACUGGAAGCGUUGUACAUCCACAUAAUUCCAUUUUAGUAUUAUUAGCCGGAUGUUACAAGGAGAAUACACCAGAAAGCUUCGAAUAUGCAAUGAAUAUUUGGUCGGACCUAAGAAAACGAGGAUAUGAAGCGACUCGCAAAAGUGUUUGCUUAAUGGCCCUUUUAUCAAUUCGACAAGAAAAACCUGAAUUUGCAAUUGAAUUUUUGUCAAACUUUGCAUUAUUGCGACAUAUUGAUAUCAGAUGUACAAAAAUUGAAGCCUUCACAGCUUGCAAGAGAUUUGUGGAUAUCUAUCACUUCUUGAAUAAAAUGUUGCAGUCGGAUAAAUUUAUUCCAGGAACCACCAGACCUAUAACAUUCUUUAAAGACACAAUUGAAAAUUUGGAGAAAGCCUUGCAAGAAAAUGGUCCAGGAAAUGAAGAUCUUCAGAAUCUAAUAAAUGAAAUGAGAAUUCGAAAUCUCAUUCAGGACACGACAUUGGUAGAAUCAUUGUUGCAGCCAAUAGACAGACGAGCACCAACUGAUAAUAAAAAUGACCCAUCAAGAUUUCCAAAUAGACGAAAUUUCCAAGAUUUUGAACAAACGAAAUUUUCAAUGAGACGUUAGGUUUAAUUAUUAAUUUAUUAAGAGUAGUAUGGGAAAUUUUAAAGAAUAAUGAAUUCAAAAAAUUAUGAAAACAAUUUUUUUAGUUUUCCAAAGCAUUAAAAACGCAUUUAUAAAAUAAUUAUAAUAAUACAACAAAAUAUUUCAAAGAAAUAGUCAUUUCUAAUGUGUAAGAAUCCUUUAAAAAGUAAAUAAAGAAAAUCGUUUUUAAUUAA
Leptopilina heterotoma is the source of this 1491-nucleotide messenger RNA. RefSeq names its product pentatricopeptide repeat-containing protein 2, mitochondrial-like. Gene Ontology annotation, cellular component: mitochondrion. The record is from RefSeq and is a predicted model, not a curated record. The coding region runs from base 125 to 1279 and encodes 384 amino acids. NCBI's taxonomy places the organism in Eukaryota, Metazoa, Arthropoda, Insecta, Hymenoptera, Figitidae. The transcript has 5 exons. Gene Ontology annotation, molecular function: RNA binding. Gene Ontology annotation, biological process: multicellular organism development; regulation of mRNA processing; mitochondrion organization.